UUCACAAUGGAACAGAGUUCCGGGCCUUUCCGAGGGCCCCCAGUUGUUUUCACAGUUUUGCUGAUCCUGGAAAAUACCCAUCUGGCACUUGUCGUUCAGCUCUGCACCAGUUUGAAAAGAACCACGAGGUGCGCCAUGAGCAUGCUCACACAGAGAUGCAUCGUGCAGCACGGGGGCAGACAUCAACAUGGAAGCAGAGGACAUACGCCCACAUAUUGCAGAAAUGCAUCACGCCUCACUCUGUCUCACUGCUGGAUCGUCUGCCUGUUCACUGCUUCUUCCCCCAGAGCCCAGCCGAUCCCGUAUCUCGCGAUUUCUGCUGCUGCUCUGAAGAAUUCACGGCCGCACGCGACAGCAGACAGACAGAGACUGAGGGAGAACAUGCAAAACGAGGUUCCGGCACAUAAACUGGAGGUGCUCUCAGCAUUUCAAAUGCUGAGGAGAGUAAAUGGACAUCAGCAUAAAAUAGCAUGGGACUGCGCAAAGUUAUCAUCGGGUUAUGUCCGAGAGUGUUAUGGCUAUGCUCAAGCUGCAGCAGAGAAGGAUAUAUGCGGCAUGCAUCUAAUGUUAAGAGUUGCAAUCAUCUCAUGUUUGGAACUUGUCAGCAUGUCGAAGCAGCAUGUUGCUGUGCUUCAUGCAGAUUUCGCAAAGUAAUAAACCAACAAAAACCACUGCAUUCAUACUGGUUAUAAAUUACAUUGUACACAUUAAGCACAAAUAAUCUAUGCUGUGUUGUAGUUUUAUGUGGCGUAAACUCUUGAUGUUUCUUUGGGCCUGAUUCUUUGAUUAUUAUGUGCUGUGAGAAGGCACUGAUUAUAUAGAUCUGUGUAAAUUACAGGUAUGUAAGGUUACUUAUUUUUUAGUCGCACUGCACAUAAAAGAAAAAUAAAGCAAAAUAAGUUUUGUACAUUAAACAUAGCCAUAGUGGUAAAAACACACAGUAUAAUCAGGGAUGACAAAUGACUUGUGGGCAGGACAUAGUGAGAAAACCCCCCCCUAAAAAACCAGCAUGAAAUAGAGGCAGAAACAGAGAGAUAAUAAACUGAGGCCAUGAAGGAAACAAUGCCGCAGUUUCUCCUUACUGCAGAGACCCUUCUGCGAAUUUAAACCCUACAUAAAUAUUUAUAUAUCAAAGGCUGCACAUGGGUUCAAAACCUGGCAUUUCAUUUCUGACUUUGACCAUUUUGUCGAUUUAAUCAUCACAUCUGAUAGCCCUUAUAUGUUUGAGGACCUGCAAAAAUAGCCAGUAAUUCAAAUAAAAGAAAAAUCUUUAGCGUAUGACUCUUUAAUGCCAUUCAGAUAGGACAAUUAUUAUUCAUGCUGCAGAGACCUGGGAGCUACAAUUUUAAAUUGAGCUUAAAAUAGCCCAGAGAGACAUUAGUAGCUCAAUGUGGGGUUUUCACUUAGAUUUCUGCAUGAGGAUGUGACCGUGUACCGUGUUUUUUUGCUGGAAUCCUGCUAAAGAUCAAUUAUCUUUGAUGUUUUGUUUUCUUGACUCUGCAUGUGUAUGUGUGUGUGUGUGUGUGUGUGUGUGUGUGCGUGUCUAAAGCUGACUACUGCAUCCUCUAAGUUCCAAAAAAGGACUGAUAGGAAACCUAAGAGUACAGUUCAUUCCUGAAAUGUUCACUAUGGAAAAACCAUGAAAAAUGCAUUCUUGAAAGUAAUAUUUCAUUAAGGAGGUAAGAUGGAUGCAGAGUUGUAAUGCCUGGAUGCUUAGUUUGUCUGUCAAACUGUCCAGCAGUAACAGGAGGCUGGUCCACCGUGCCACGUGCAGCCAGAAAUCUCUGCCUCAAGCCUGCUGUCAGGGCCUUGGUGUUGCUACAGCUGCUGAUGCUGGCUGUGAGUGCACAUCUGUGACUGAGCGCUUAUGUGCGUGUGCGUGCGUGUGCGUAUGUGUGUGUGAGUCUGUGUGUUUGUGGAGAUUUAAGUCACACCAAAUGUCAUACCAAGAGCAAAUAUCCAUACACUGGGACCUUAGCCAAAUCCUUACAAAUCUCCCUGCUCCCCUUGCUGUCACACACACAGACAUGUGCAAGCUGGUUUCUUUCUUCUUCUUCUUCUUUUUAUUGUUGUCUUAAAAAAUAAAUGAUGCAAAAAUAACAAGCAAAGCACUCUCGUGCAUCACAGCUGUGUAAAUCUGUCUUUAAAAGAACCGAUGCACCAUAUCUCACUAUGAUGUGUAGUAAAAGUGUACACAGCAAUAAAGUCAAAAAAAUUCCAAAUUCUACUAAAUAAGUGGGACAAUAAAUUAUUUAUUUAAUGGAUUUUUAGUUAAUUAUUUAUAUAUUAAUUUAUGGCAUUUAUGACCCUGCACUGUUUACAUUUAUUAGAAGAUAAGAUUUAAAACUGCUCACUAUUUUUGUGAUAAUAUAAUUAUAGACUGCUGACUCAAAGAAGAUUAUGACUACCAACAUCAAGACAACUAUAUAUAAAUAUGACGAUAAACAACUUGCUAUUGUCUAAGCUGCACAUCCUCUGAUGUCACAUCAGUAACUGCACCGGCUAAUCAUCUUGUUCAAAUAGUAAAUUAUUCAAAUGAUAUUUAGCGACUCUGCAGCCGGAGGUGAUUUAUGUUGCUUAUCUUCAGAAAUGAUCUGAGGUCAUUUAAUACAGGAUUCAACUGGAGACGUGUCCAUGUGAUCAUCAUUAUGGAGCCAUAACAAACGUGAAUGUUUUGUUGGAAACAGUUAAUUUUGCCAUGGUCAACAAAUAUCAAUGACUAACCACGCAAAGUCAACCUCUUAAUAUAAAACAUGAACAUUCGGUGUAUCACCUGUUAGAGCUCCUUACACACCUUCUUGCUUUGUCUCCAAAUUAACCAAGACAAAGACUGUACAUGACUUCACUUUUGAUUAUAAUAAUAAAACAUAAUAUUUUCUACACAAGAGAUUGUUAAAUGUACUGGAUUAAAAAAAUGCACAGGCAGUUAUAUAAUUUUAUUUAUGUGUGGCUUGUCACCAAGACAAGUCCUUUCCAGGUAAAGGACCAUGUGAUGCCAACAGAUGGCUGUUGAGUAUAAAGUAACCUGAAAACAGAUUAACUGAGGACAGACUCAGGUUUAGCAGUGUUUCUACACUACAGAGUAACUAUGGCACAUUGCAAGCACGACACCAACGCUUAUAUUUAGGUAGCUACAUAACCUAGGUAACCUACACUUUGCACAGGGCGUCUAAUUCAUCCUAAUGGGCUAAUAAAUAACAUCCAAAGGCUCAGUCUGCACUGGAGAACAAUGACGGCGAGAUUAGUUCAUUUCCAAGACAUGUAAGAUAAUACGAGAGGAGACGACAGACGGGUGAAAUUAGGAAGGGCACGUACAAAUAUAGAGAUAAUGAAAGAGAGACAGGGGCUUUAGGGAAAACCAGAACUCCUGUGGGGAAAGAAGAGGUCCUCAUGAAAUUGAAAUGGGAGAAAGGAAGCGGGACGCACGUUGCCGAAGCUGCUCCCCAUCUAUUUUUUUCUUUCUUUUUUUUUUUUUUGCAGUGCUCUGUAAUUCGUCUCUAAAAAUACCAAGCUAGAAAAAGAGGAGGGGCACGAAGAAUCGCAGGGGGUAGGGGGGAAUAACAGAGAUGAUGAAAGGAUAGAUGAUGGAGCACUUUGGCAAAAAA
This is a messenger RNA of Poecilia latipinna (sailfin molly), 3605 nucleotides long. RefSeq lists its product as uncharacterized. NCBI's taxonomy places the organism in Eukaryota, Metazoa, Chordata, Actinopteri, Cyprinodontiformes, Poeciliidae. The record is from RefSeq and is a predicted model, not a curated record. The transcript has 3 exons. Bases 7 to 654 code for a protein of 215 amino acids.